Molecule: messenger RNA, 354 nt
Organism: Spinacia oleracea (spinach)
Lineage: Eukaryota; Viridiplantae; Streptophyta; Magnoliopsida; Caryophyllales; Amaranthaceae
Exons: 3
Coding region: 1-354 (117 amino acids)
Source: RefSeq, a predicted model, not a curated record
AUGUCUAACAUAGAAGAAAAUAGAGUAGGGAGCAACUCUCACCCUAUUGUUCUGAGCGAUGAUGAAAAUGAAAUGGAUUACGAGUCUGACAUUAAUAGUUAUACCAGCUACGAACUUAUUUUGCGUCAAGUUUUAAGAGCAGGAGAACCUGAUAGUGAUGAAGAAGCCCUUCGUGAUGAUACUGAACCUGAGCCUGAGCUUGAGUUUGAGCUUGAGUUUGAGCCUGAACCUGAGCCCGAGCCUCAGCCCGAGCCUGAGCCUGAGCCUGAGCCCGAGCCCGAGCCUGAGCCUAAGCCAGAGGAAGAUAAUCAGCAACCUCAAGUUGAAUGUCCUGUAUCCGAAUACCAUUCAUAA